GUCUAUGUAUAGUGUAAGCGAAUGUGUUGGCUGCCAUUUUCUACUAUAGAAUUUUCUUGAGGAAAAUAAAGUUUUACAUUCAAUAAAAGUAAAAUGCCAGAAAUGAUCAAAUCGCCCGCUGACAUCAAAACUGCACCUUUCGACCCUCGGUUUCCUAACCAGAACCAGACAAGGUAAUGUAGCUCUAUGUUUUUCAUUUAUCACCCCUGGAGUCAGCAUUGGAACUGCCGUGUGCCUGCUUGCUGUAAAACUAUAAACAAAAUGAUUAUAAUAUUUUUCCAUACUGAUCUACAAAAAUUGUCAAAUGUAUGCCAUCGUAGAUCCCCAUCAGCAUAAUUCAUGUAGAAUAAUUAGCACAAAUGACACAAAAAUUUCUAAAUCUUAUUUGCAUAUCUAAUUGAUACCGCAAAUGUAAAAAAAUAACAUGCUACCAUUAUUUACUUCAUUCCUAAUUACCGGAAUAACUCAUGUUUAUGCAUCUACUCAUUUUUGUAUCUGUAUGAGGUACCUACUAUGUUGGUAUAUAAUAUUUCUUGUAUUUUUAUUGUAUUCUGGUCUGGUUGGGUAUUCAUGAAUACCAACUAUGCCAGAAUACAUUAAGAAUACUAUUGUAUUCUUGUCUGGUUGGGAUGCACACACCUUGCAUAUAAUAUUAUAUAAGUUGUAUUAGUAAUUAUCAUUCACUCCCCUGAGCUGACAUGGUUCCAGUUACCAUAUUACGUACUACACUUCAAAGUGGCGCCGCACUGGUGGCGAUAAAAGUAGUCAUUGUAUUAAGUCCUCAUAUCACUUAAUCAUAAACUGGAAGGCUGAUCUAAAAUUGAUCAUACAUUAUUUUCUAUAAUGCAUGCAGUCACUUGGUUAUUUUUAUAGAACAUCAACUGGGGUGAGAUAAUAGUUGUGUGACCUAGUAACCUGUCUCCAUAAAAUAUUUAAUUUUGUAAAAAUAAGUUUAAAAAUUACAAGAGGGAUAAACAGCACUAAAAAUUGUUAUUUUUCCUGAAUCAGUCUUUUUUUAUUAUUUUUUAGAAAAUCAACUCCCUUCCUACAGCUUCGAAAAAGUUACUAAAUACAGUUGAUAUCCUGUUGAAAGUGUGAAUUCCGCCCUCACGCAUUGGGGCAGCGCAGCCGACUUCCCUGCCGUACGUUCUUAAAUGGAAUAAUGUCUGCACCCACCGAUUCGACAUAUUUAGGUUCUAUAGUUUGCAUGCUAUUACAUAAGAGGGCGGCACUGGCGACACAAAAUUUCGGGAAUCAAGGAAGUGACACAACAUUACUAUUUAAAAAUGUAUUUAUUGCUUUUCGAAGUAUUCUCCGCGAAAUUUGACACAUUUUUCCAUACGAUGGAACCAAUCAUUGAAGCAACCAUUCCAUUCGGAAGUUGGGGUCUCCAAAAUGGCCGUUUUGUAGGCGUCCACAGCUUCUUCAGGUGAUGAAAAUCUCUGUCCACGCAAUUUAUUCUUUAUUUUAGGGAAAGUAUAGAAAUCAUUAGGGCUUAGGUCGGGGCUGUACGGCGGAUGGCCUAAUAAUUCUAUGUUUUCUUGCUCUAAAAACUCUUUUGUUCUGUGUGCGGUGUGAGAACUCGUAUUGUCGUGAUGGAGGAUGAUGCGGCGGUUGCAGUUCUCUUUACGGAGUUCAGAAACGACCUGUGGUAAACAAAUGCUAGCAUACCAUUCUGCAUUAACCGUUCUUUGUCCCUCAAAAGGAAUAGUCGUAACAUGGCCGGUUUUGGAGACAAACGUGGCCACCAUUUUUUUUUGCAACACUGUGAACGAACAAUUUUUGUUGGCUUUAACUCAUUUUCGAACACCCAAACUCGUGACUGGUUUUUUGUUUCGGGUUCGUACGCGUAUAUCCAGGAUUCGUCACCUGAUACGAUGUUGUAUACAGCAUUUGAGGAUCCUGCGUGGAAUCUUUCGAGAGUUCUGACGCACCAAGUAACGCGAGCCGCUUUUUGCUCUUCACAGAGCGAAUGCGGUAUUCAUCGGGAAAACAACUUUUUUACACCUAAUUGUUCAUGCAAGAUUAUUUGUAUUUGACUCAUGCCAAUGUCUAAAGUUGCCUGAAUUUCGCGGUAUGUCACAUGUCGAUCUUCCUCAAUCAGCUUACGCACAGCAUCAACGUUUUCUUGGGUGACUGCAGUUUUUGGACGACCUUGACGGGGAUCAUCACUGAGCCUGACACGUCCACGUUGAAAUUCAGCAAAUCAGCGAUAAUUUGUGGUUUUGGACGGGGCUUCAUCACCAAAUGCAGAAAUCAUCCGGUCAACACACUGUUUUUGUGUUAAACCACUUCGAAGUCAUAAUAAAUCAUCGCUCUUGAAUUUUCUCGAGUCAAUUCCAUUUCCUCAACGACUAAACAAGUUUGACAAAACCUUGUGACAAGACCGAGAAUCUUUUUUUUAAAUAAAUAAAUGGUAUUCGAUUUUUAAAACCAAGGAGUUUUCAAUUAAAAAGAUUUUAAUAUGACAGGAACAGUGGAAAUAUUCCAUUCCCGAUAAUUUUAGUGCAACCUAUCUUUUAUACGAUGUUACGAGUAUUAUAUCAACUUUAUUAUUAGACUGUACUUAUUCUACAUUUUUUGUUGUAAUAAUUUUGAUAAAAUUUAUAUUGUGAAUACAGGCAUUGCUACCAAAGUUAUUUGGACUUCCACCGAUGCCAGAAAGUGCGUGGAGAGAACUACGAGCCCUGUAAUUACUUCAAACGCGUCUACAGGUCGCUUUGCCCCAAUGAAUGGGUCGACAAGUGGGACAACCAGCGCGCCGAGGGAACCUUCCCUGGCAGGAUCUAAUUCUGUUUGCGGACAUUAUUUUAGUAGCUGUUAUUUAUAAUUUAAUUGCCACAUAGAUCGCGCAGUGUGAUAGAUAUAUAAAUGUAUUAAAGAUUUAAAACGCUUUUUAUUUACCUAUUUUGUUCCAAAUAUAAAAAGCAUGUGUGCCGUUCACUCGCGGUUGAAAUAAAACCUUCAGAAAACUAACCCUACAGAGAAUAAGACGAAUGCAGAGUAUCAGGUGUAGGAUAAGUGUAGUUUUUAUUUAUUACAAUAUUGUUACAAAGUUUAAAAUUAAAUAAAUAUUAUUCAAUAGUUGAAGGCUACGAAGCACCGCACAAAGAAGACGUAUUGUCCACGCAAUCUAUCUUGGCCGGGCUGAAUGUGUUACUAGUAUAUAUACAGUAAUCUAUGACGUUGCCUCAGAACUUCUUACUAAGUGAACCGAUUUUGAUAUUUUUACUUUUUAAUUUGAAAGCUGGUCUUUUACUGGCUGUCUUCUCAUGUGGUCCCAUAUAAAUUUGAUCAAGAUCUGACUUGAGAUAUCCUUGUUUAAUUGACUUCUCAUUUUAUUUAUAUUAAAGUCGAUUGUACGACAUUUUUAAUUUUACCACUCGUUUAUAUUGAAGUCGGUUGUAUAAAAUUUUUAAUUUACUACCUACUUGAAUGUCGCUUUUCCGUUUCCAAGUUCCAAAUCACAACGAUUUUAAAUAACUUUUCACUCUAAAAACAUUCGCGAGUCUACUUAGCAGUUACAUGUCUUAAAACAAUAAUGAAGUUUGUGAAUACGUGCGUGGAAUCUUCUUUAUCGGCCUCUAGAAGUCUACUUGGGCCUCUUCUUUGGAAGAGAUUUUGACAAUUGCUACGCUUUGCAGGCGAAUAGGCGACCCUUGACCGGACGUCUCGCACCUUUGAUGCUACUUUUUUUUUUAUUACGGUGACAAACGAGCACAUAGUCCAACUGAUGGUAAGUGGUUGCUGUGACCCAUAGACAUCUACAUCUAUCCUCAAUAAAUAAUCAAAAUGCAGAUGCGUUGUCACCCGUGAGGACUAAGAUGGAAUGCCUCUUUUCCCAGUAAAAAGGGUCUCCAGUUCUCUACACUCACUAUACGAAACAGCAGUGUUAAGCUGCUAUUUAACGCUGGUAUUAUGUGAGAGCGUGAUCCUUCCCCGGUCUAGCCGACCCAUUCGCGCUACAACUAUACUACUAAUAUAGCUGCAGCAUGGCUCUACCGCGUAGAAAAUUUCUCGUUUCCGGUCUGGAUAUUUCACAUGUAGGAUAUAUUGACGGUUCCGUGGCUUAGCAAUGAGUUGCAGCGCUGAGAGCCGCGGUACGUAUAAGGCUGUCAUCACCUAAAUUGCCAAUCCUAUACUGUAAUCGGAUAAAAACAGCCUAUAAGUUGUCCCGGGUCACUAACUACCUACAUAUAAAAUUUAAUGGAAAUCGAUCCAGUAGUUAAUAAGUAAUAAGCGUAAAUCGGUAAUUCACCGACAGAUAAAAAUUCUUAAAACCACUAAACUAAUUUGGCUUCAGUACCCUUUAUUUAGUCACCUGGACUUGUUUUGCCAAGAGUAUAUUAGAUAAUUUAGACACGACUUUUCUACAGAUUUAUUUUUUUUUUUACAUCUACCUUAUAAUAAGGGAUAUAAAGUUAAUAGUAAAUAAACAAACGGAUAAAAUAUACUUAUAUAUACAAAAUAUAAACGGAUAUAAUAUACUUAUGUAUAUAAACGGAUAUAAUAUAUAUAUAUAUACAAAAUCUCU
Messenger RNA from Parnassius mnemosyne (clouded apollo), 4534 nucleotides. Lineage: Eukaryota; Metazoa; Arthropoda; Insecta; Lepidoptera; Papilionidae. The record is from the annotation of a GenBank genome assembly.